AUGUACAAGGUACAUCUUGAGCAGCGGCAAGACCAAGUGGACAUCCACCACGCCAUGCGGCAGCCGCUAAGGGGCUGUGCCGGCAUGGCCCGCUGCUUGGGGCCCGGGAAGCUGCUGCUGCUGCUGCUGCUGCUGCUGCUGCUGCUUCUGAGAAUCCCCGGGGCCCACCGCUCAUCCCCGCGACGGCCGGCCCGGUUAGCGCCGGUGGUUCACACCUCCAGGCCACCCUGCGUUCCCCUGUUCUCCGCGGGGAACGCAUCUCAGAGGGGCCCGGGGGCCGCACCGAGGACUGACCGCAGUCUGCCCGCCCCGACUCUAGGCUCCACGAGCUCGGCCGCACGGAACCGCUGCGUGGACGCGGCCGAGGCGUGCACGGCGGACGCGCGGUGCCAGCAGCUGCGCACGGAGUACGUGGCGCGGUGCCUGGGGGGCGGCGGCGGCGGGGCCUGUCCUCGCGCCCGCUGCCGCCGCGCCCUGCGCCGCUUCUUCGCCCGCGGGCCGCCCGCGCUCACGCACGCGCUGCUCUUCUGCCCGUGCGCGGACCCCGCGUGCGCCGAGCGCCGGCGCCAGACCUUCGUGCCCGCCUGCGCCUUCUCCCGGCCCGGCCGGCCGCCGCCCUCCUGCCUCGCGCCCUUAGACGCCUGCGAGCGCAGCGGGGUCUGCAGACCCCGCCUCCUGGCCUUCCAGGCCUCCUGCGCGUCCGCCCCUAGCGCCCCCGACGGCUGCCCGCACCCCCAGGCCUCCCGCUGUCUGCGCGCCUACGCGGGCCUCGUAGGCACCGCGGUCACCCCCAACUAUGUGGACAACGGGAGCGCGCGCGUGGCGCCCUGGUGCGACUGCGGAGCCAGCGGGAAUCGGCGGGAGGAGUGCGAAGCCUUCCGGGGGCUCUUCACCGGGAACCGCUGCCUGGAUGGCGCUAUACGGGCCUUUGAUAGCUGGCAGCCCCCAGCCCUGCAGGACCAUCCAGACUCCAGCCAGCACCUUGAGCACAGCCUCCUGCAGAUGCCUCUUCAAGAUGAUGGCUUUGGAGUUAUGAGGCUCCAGAGGGAAGACCACAUCCUGCACUUGAUUCUCACCUGGAAGCGGAGUCACUAAAUAUCACCGGAUCAUUGUUCACAGGUGCCUCUUACUGUUUGGACACUAGAAGCAAGAUGAGUUAGCUUUUCCAAUACCCCAAGACUCUAGCUUUCAGGACUCUCCACCCCUUUCCCUUCUUUGUAAACUAAUUCUGGAACUCAACUCUUGUGAUGCCUUGCCAAAAGCAGCCAGUAACAACCAACACAUACUAUGUUCUGUUUUUCCCCCCAACUUCUUCCCCUCGAGCUAAAAAAAAACACCCAGAGGACACAUCAUUUGCUUUCCAAGCUAUCCAACCUAACAGCCUUACCAGAUGGUCUGCCACUGCCUGGGAGGGAUCCCCAGCUGUGCUGCCCGCUGCAUCUGCUUGCCUGCCACCUGGCUUCGAACCAAACCAAUGCCACGUGUUCGAGGUUUUGGUUACAGUUACCUUCCACCUCAAGGUACCCAUUUGUGUAUUGGUGAGAGUAAGAAAAGCUACCUGCUACAAUAAAGCCUCAAAUCUCAGUGGGUCAGGGGAGUUCAAGUUUGCUUUUUAGUGAUGCAAAGACCAGCACACGGUUCUUGCUGCUCAGGUGACCUGCCUCUAAGUGGUGACUCAGGGAUCCAAUUCCCCCCAACAUCUUCCGACACCUGACCCCCAAGGAGUCCCAGGAAGGAGCAGGGUAUGUGCCAAGUUUGGAACUUGUAUGGAUCACUUCUUCCGACAGUUCUUUGGCCACGGCUGUUUAUGGCACCAACCCGAUUGAUCUGGGUGUCCAAAGUGAAAUUCUACAGGUUUGGUGAACACACAGCCAUCUCUGCCACACUACUACUGAAGCACAGGUUUUUAUCCUGUCAGAACACUUGACAGCUCUCAGAAUAGUUUCAAUGUCCUCCCGAUUGGUGGUAGCAACCACCAGUUUUCCAAAGGUUUUCCUGCCUGGCCCAGGCUCCUCCAGCCUCUUCUCCCAACUCCUAGACCUUGAUCCUCGCCCACCCUUCCUUGUAUGAACCACCGACCUUCCUGGCGCUGCUUUCUCAGAUGUCCUCAACUCAUCCUCUGGGCUUUUUGCACUCUGCACCAGGGCAACAAAAUGCACUUCUAACCCCAUUUCUGAGGGCAGGAGCUGCCUAAAGUGGGGCUGGACAUGCAGAAGGCACACAGACAAUACUUUCGAUAACUUCAUCAAAAACUGAAGACCAAUGAUGAUGCUGCGGCCAUGGGGACGGAACCUAUCAGCACACCUGAGAUUUAGUCAUUUGUAAAACCUAGAGACAUUCAGGAGCCCGUGAGGAGACGAAAAGCUGAGAUCAUGGGCAGCGGGCAGGCCCAGCAUCGGCGUGGACUGCUCUGCACACCAGACUCCACUCUCAUUUCUAGGGCACCAGGGUCAGUGGGACAUCAGGAAGUUCCUCCAGAGGCAUCGGAGGUGCCCACCUGCUGGUUUUACACCUUCAUCUUCAACUGCCAAGUGCUUCCUCUGAGGCAGCUUGAAAUUUGGGAACCAUUAAAAAAAUUUUUUUCCUUUAGGCUCUAAUGACCAAAUAGUAAAAAUAAAA
Messenger RNA from Pipistrellus kuhlii (Kuhl's pipistrelle), 2619 nucleotides. RefSeq names its product GDNF family receptor alpha 4 (gene GFRA4). Gene Ontology annotation, biological process: nervous system development. The record is from RefSeq and is a predicted model, not a curated record. Gene Ontology annotation, cellular component: external side of plasma membrane; signaling receptor complex. The transcript is spliced from 7 exons. NCBI's taxonomy places the organism in Eukaryota, Metazoa, Chordata, Mammalia, Chiroptera, Vespertilionidae. The coding region runs from base 1 to 1095 and encodes 364 amino acids. Gene Ontology annotation, molecular function: glial cell-derived neurotrophic factor receptor activity.